CUCCAUUUGACGUAGGCCUAUUUAUUAGGUAGGGCAGUAUGUGCUUUUGGACGUAGCCCUUGCUCUCUCUCCCCCACACCGUCGUUAUCUGUCUACAGAGGCGCAGAGAAGCAAAACAUGGUCAUCAUCAUCAUUACCAAGAUCAGCAGCAGCACGAUCAGCUCGAUCUCCGGCGCGCCCGAAGCCCCCGACCCGCCUUCCAAAAAUAAGCAGCUGCCGCCAUGCGCGCCAAGGAAGCGAAACAAGACGGGGGGUAUUUUUAGGGCCGUUCGCGUUGACCACGUGCGCCGACGGUAAACCGGGGAAGGCCGGUGCGCAGUAGCGGCGCCUCGGCGGCAUGACCCGGCGCCACAGCACGAGCACCACUACGGCGCGGACAAUCAUCGUCCUGCUGGGCUUUCUGCUCGGGGUCGCGUCCUCCCGUAGCACCAACGCGACCGCGCUCGAGAGGUGGGAAGCUCUGUUCGCGCGCUCCAUGCUCGGGAUCUCGGGGGACACCGAAUAUUUACUGGGCGUCAAGCGAGUGCGGAGGCUGUACUGCAACGUGGGCAUCGGGUUUCACCUGCAGGUGCUGCCAGACGGGAGGAUAAACGGUGUACAUGACGAGAACCCUUACAGUCUGAUAGAGAUCUCAGCGGUGGAGAGAGGAGUGGUGACUCUGUAUGGGAUAAAAAGUGAGCUGUUUGUCGCAAUGAACCAUCGGGGAAGGUUAUACGGAACGAAAGUCUUCCAGAAUGAGUGCAAGUUUAAAGAAAUGCUGCUUCCAAACAACUACAAUGCUUAUGAGUCUUCCAUGUAUAAGGGCUCCUAUAUUGCCCUUAGCAAACACGGCCGCCUGAAGAGAGGCUACAAGGCCACGCCGGCUAUGACUGUCACGCACUUCCUUCCUCGAAUAUGAGCGAAACUGGCAAUAACUCACUCAUUUUGCACAUGUUGGACAUUAUCACAGGUAACUUCUAUAUAAGUACAAGGCACGAAAUGAACUGCAAACAAAAGAUAGAGAACACUUA
This is a messenger RNA of Trichomycterus rosablanca, 1010 nucleotides long. It is a transcript of the gene fgf6a, whose product is annotated as fibroblast growth factor 6a. Gene Ontology annotation, biological process: fibroblast growth factor receptor signaling pathway; positive regulation of cell population proliferation; animal organ morphogenesis. NCBI's taxonomy places the organism in Eukaryota, Metazoa, Chordata, Actinopteri, Siluriformes, Trichomycteridae. Bases 338 to 898 code for a protein of 186 amino acids. Gene Ontology annotation, cellular component: cytoplasm. The transcript is spliced from 3 exons. The record is from RefSeq and is a predicted model, not a curated record. Gene Ontology annotation, molecular function: fibroblast growth factor receptor binding; growth factor activity.